AUCUAUUUAUUUUUUUAUUUAAUAAACGAGUAAGCAUUCGAGUUUCUCGAAAUUAUUUUUCAGAAUCUAAAUAUAACUAUUGUCUAUGUACAUACGUGAUAACACUUCCUAUUUUCUUUAGAUCUAAUGAAAAAAGAAAUGGAUGCGUCGUUUAACAUUGACGUCGACGUCUCUCUUCUGUUUCUAUUUUUAUUAUUAUUGUUGUUGUAUUAUUGAUCAGAUCCCAUAUUUUCUUCUUCCUCUUUUAUUUUUUUUCUUUUAUUAUUAUGAAUUGCAAGUCGUUGAAGAAUUAUGAUAAGCAAUUCGAUGACAAAGUAAAUAGGAAAAUGAAUUAACCAAUAACAUCAAUAAUAUUUAAUUCUUCUCUAACGAACAAAACUAAAAAUAACAAUUAUUUAAUUGCGAAGCUGCUUUAAUCCUUCUUGCUAAAUGAACGGAAGAAGAAAAAGGAUCCUUCCUUUAUUAUAAAGGAGAAGACCAGAAGUAAAAUUCCCUUCCGUUCCCUUAUUCGACUCAUGAAAACAAAGCAAAAAAAGAUGUAUCAAAAUAAAAGAUAAAGGACAUUAAAACGACGAAUAAAAAUUUAUAUCCCUUCCUUGAAAUACGAAACGACGCGAUGAGUCUGUGUGUGUGUAUGUGUCUCUCGCAUGGUUAAACUUCGACAUAAAUAAAACAUAGAGAAUUUUAAAACGCGACGCACGAGAUGGAAAAAGAAACGAGGAGAAGAAGGUUGCCGGCCAACUUCUUUGAAGGUUGUUCGCACGUGAAUUGGUGAACGCGCGACUCUUGGUUGACAAGCCAGGUGAUUGAGGCUGAUUGUAUUACACAAGGAUGAGAUCAUACGCCCCAUAUAAUAUAGGUCGUAUUCGAUUAACGCGAAGGAAGUCGAAUUAUUAUCGCGUUACCAAACCUUCCGCGUGAAUUACUGGUAAGAAAAACAAGCCUCGUUCGAAAGGAACGUUCGAAGAAACGAAUUCAUCGCGAUCUUCUUUUCUUUUCUUCUUUAAUCAACGCAAAGGAAUGUUAAUAAUUAAUUUUUUCCCCUCCCCCUUUGAAUUUAAACAAAAAUUUAAUCGCCGAAAAAUUAGACAGGAUUUAUAUUUAACCUUUGCAGAAACUUUUUAACAACACAUUCGAGAUAUUGUUGUACAUAUUGUCAUUCAGUUUGCAACUGGGAAUUAUGUAUUCCGAGGGGAAUUCUUUAGAGGAUUCUUUGAAUUUAGAGGAUCCUUCUUUUUUUUUUUUUUUUUUCAAAGAGAGAAAUUUAAAUUACGCGAAUCGACGACAACGAAGGAUUUGUUAAGGAUCAAUAAAAUAAUUUGAAUCCGAUUGAUCGCCCCGUAUUUUAUUCCUCGAGUUCUUUAGAGUUUUUUCUAGUAUCUUCAUAAACGUUAGCUUCGAGACGAUUCUUAUGAAUCUUCGAGUUUGCGAAUACGAAGAGACAGAGUUUGAUACGAUAACCUUACAAGCGAAAGGUUGUGACUUCGCUGUGUUUCAGAUUCUCGAAAAUAACAGGGAAAUUAGUCAUGGCAGAUAAUUCAAUCCUGACAAAAUAACAUAUUAGAUAAUACGAUAAACAACGCAGAGAGAAACUAUAAUUGGCUUCUUAUAAUUGGUUUAGAGUUCUUUCUCUCUCUUUCUCUUCAAAAAUAUAAUCGAAUUUCCAACGAAUUUUCAUCGCUUUUCCUUCUUCUUAAGAAAUUAAAAGAAGCUUCGUCUCUUUUUGCGUUUCGUAUUUCUUGAUAUUUUUUUUUCAAAUAAUAUUUAAUCGCAAAAGAAUCAUACGAUUCUUUGUUAUUUCUUCUUUGAAUUCUUUGAUUAGAAGAAAAGAUUUGAAGAUUAAUGGAAAAUUAAAAGCAUACAAUGUAUUCUAUCUUUGUAUUUUAUUUUAUAUCCUCUUUUUUUUAAUUGUAAAAAAAAAUCUUGGAAUACUUGGAAAAUUACGAGAAUUCUCUUCUUCUAUAGAGAGACAGAAAGAGAAAAUUAAUCUCUAUCAGUAUAAUCUGUAUUAAGAUUUCGAUGAUUCAUAAUAUUCUAUUUUGAAUUCACGGUUGAUAUCCUGUUCAAUAACAUUCCACAGCUCAUAAUUUUAAAAUAUUCGUAUCUUCUGUUAUUUGUUUCAAAGAAACAAGGCAGAGAAAAAAUUAAUAAAAUGCUUAUAAAAUAUCGCUCAAACAUCUCAGAACACAAAAUUAAUUAAUUAAUCAUAAUUUGUUUCAACAGAAGGGAAAAACAAAUUAAAUGAUUACAAAAUACCGAUCAAAACAUCUCAAAACACCGGAUCAAUUAAUCAUAAUUUCUUCGAUCGUGUAAAUUAUUCUAUUGAUCGUCGAUGCACAUGCAAAAAAUUCUCUUAGAUAUCUAUAUAUAUAUAAACUGUUCGUUCCUCGAAAUCGAUCCAAUUAUCUUGAAAUUAUUUCCCCGUGUCCUUGAUUUUCUCGUCGCAACGAAGUACGUGUAAAUACAGAGCCGCACUCGUAGGAUAAACGAUUUCUGGACCGUAUCGUAUCGUAUGAUUGACGUAAGAUCCAGCGACCCCCACCACUCCCCACUCACUCGUCUGCCUGCAAACGUAUCAAAGUCUCUGGCGAACAAGUCGCCACGGACAGUCCGCUUCUCCCUUUCGAAAAGAGAAUCAGCAAAUGGUUGCGAAAAUGAAAGUGCUAAUUUUCGCCGCUGUUGCGGUAUUCUGCGUCCAAUCUGUGUUCACCGUCGACACACACGAGCACAAUAAAGUUGUGUGCUACUGGAAUAGCACGGCUUUCGAGCGACAAGGGCCAGGAAAGUUCCAGCUGGACGACGUUCAGUCGGCUCUCUCCCUCUGCACACAUUUGAUCUAUGGAUUCGCGGGGAUCAACGCAGAGACGUUCGAAGUCGUUCCUCUGAAGCCAUCAUUGGACACAGGAGUCGGAUACUCUUAUUACAAACUCGUCACUCAACUAAAGAGAACUUUCCCAAAUCUCAAGAUCUAUCUCAGUAUAGGUGGCAACGCCGAUCCUGAUGACGAGACUCAUAAAUACCUCGUUCUCACCGAGACGUCGCAAUCGAGAUCGAAAUUCAUCAACUCUGUGAAUCGGCUCCUCAACGACUACGAUUUCGAUGGGAUCGACCUGGCUUGGCAAUUCCCACCCGCCAAAGUUAAGAAGGAACGUGGCACAUUUGGAUCGAUCUGGCACGGCAUCAAGAAGACCUUCGGCUACGGUAAAUUCAAGGACGACAAAGAGGUGGAGCAUCGUGACGGUUUCACCAUUCUGGUCCGCGACUUGAAGGCCCAGCUCAGAUCAAGAUUGAAGGAUUUGACCGUUGGUGUCCUACCUCACGUGAACAGCAGUGUUUAUUACGACGCGAGAUUGUUGGCGCCCAAUAUCGAUGCCGUCCACCUGUUCACUUUCGAUCAAAAGACACCGGAACGUAAUCCACGAGAAGGCGAUUAUCCAGCGCCCAUCUAUGAGAGUUACGGCCGUGUUCCUCAGGACAACGUAGAUUCAACAGCCAGUAUCGAUUCCGUUUCAAGGUACUGGCUCGAGAACGGGACUCCAGGUUCCAAGAUCGUUGUUGGGAUUCCAACGUACGCCCGUACGUGGAAGCUGACGUCGGACAGUCAAAUAUCAGGGGUGCCGCCAAUAGUCACCGAUGGCCCGGGAGCGGAAGGGCCGCACACCAACACGCCAGGCCUUCUUUCAUACGCGGAAGUUUGCUCGAGGCUGACCGAAUCUGCCGUGGGCCGUUUGAGGCGUGUCGGUGAUCCGUCGAAGAAGUAUGGCAGUUACGCGUACCAACCUUACAACGAGAACACAGGAGCGGAUGGAAUUUGGGUCGGUUACGAGGAUCCCGACACGGCUGGAAACAAGGCAGCUUACGCCAAGGCGAAAGGUUUGGGCGGAGUCGCCAUCUAUGAUUUGUCGUUGGACGAUUUCCGCGGUGUCUGCACUGGGGAUAAGUAUCCCAUAAUAAGGGCCGCUAAGUACAAGCUGUAAAAAAGUUACUAGAGAGACAAUAUACUCGAGAAAAUAUAUAUAUAUAUAUGAAAAUGUGCCCGUAAAGUUUGGAAGUUAUUUUGAAAAAUAUUGUUUUUUUUUUUUUUGUUUUGUUUUACGUCGAGAAGAUUUUCGCAGUUGAGUAUUUUGCAUUUUGCUUUUUUAUAUUUUAUAUUUCCAGACGUUAUUUUAUAAGUCGUUCGUCAAGUGUAUGUUAUCGUUUAAGAUAUUUUAUUAAGUGUUUUACAUUACGACGGACGAGACGAGAGACGAUUUGAAAAAAAAAAAAGAAUGUUGUAUUGGAAAUUACGUAUACGAGAAUAAAGAAUGAGAUAAUGAAAAUAA
Messenger RNA from Apis cerana (Asiatic honeybee), 4322 nucleotides. RefSeq names its product Imaginal disc growth factor 4 (gene Idgf4). The record is from RefSeq and is a predicted model, not a curated record. Gene Ontology annotation, cellular component: extracellular region. NCBI's taxonomy places the organism in Eukaryota, Metazoa, Arthropoda, Insecta, Hymenoptera, Apidae. Gene Ontology annotation, molecular function: chitinase activity; chitin binding. Gene Ontology annotation, biological process: carbohydrate metabolic process; chitin catabolic process.